UAUGGUCACCCUAAGAGGAUGAAUGUGAGUGACAUGAAUGAUACCAAAGGUAAAUGUAAGUAUGUGUUGCUUGAUGAUGGAUUGGCUCCUAGUCAGACCCACCAUGACCUGGAUGAAAGGGGGUUAAAAAAGCUAAUAAAAAGAUUUAAGAGCCACACCCUGGAGCUUCUCCUCCAGACCAGUAGAAAGCGCUAACGCGUUUUAUUCACCAUAUUUACCUCAGGAGAAGCGGGGCUUUCUUCUCAAUGGUGCAAUCUGAUCACUAAGGAUGUCCCAUUCUGCUCAGCCUGCUAACAUGCCCACCGCUCCGGACUCUCCAUCUCUAGGUGUCACAGUCAGCGGCAAUGUGCAGAAGUACAGCGUGAAGAAGAAAAAGGUGCUCAAUGCUGAGGAGAUGGAGGUGUUUGAGCUUACUCAGGCUGCUGGUAUCGUCAUGGACCAAGAAGUCUUUAAGAUCAUUCUGGAUCUCCUGAAGAUGAACGUUGCACCCCUGGCUGUGUUCCAGACUCUAAAGGCCAUGUGCGCAGGCCAAAAGAUCGCGGACACAAUCGCCCCCGAACCAUCUUCUCUUUCAGAUAGCAGAGAAGAGGACUCUAAGGUCUCGGACAAGAGUGCUAAAAAACCGGCCCCUCAGGUCGCCCCUGCAGGCCCUGCUGCUCACCCCUCGAGGGGAGGGGCUAAGAUAGUGGUCUACGGUGCUGGGGAACAGAGCUCUUCUCUCUCUCAAGCACGCAGUAAAUCGGGUGCGGGUCACGGGGAGAAGCGCGAACAGCGGGUGCCAAGGCAGGCGAGUGCGACCAGGGGUCAGAAGAGUGCCAAGAGUUCAGGCAGCAGCAGCUCCUCAUCUCAGCUCACUUCCAACUAAAGCAUUAAAACUACAGCCAUAAAAACUGAUCCUAGGUCAGUCUGGACUUCUCAGUGGCUGUAAUGGAUGGAAAGACUGAUACUGAUCCAGAAUCAGUUCUGGUUUGACAAAAGACUCACUGUAUGUUCGGGAUCCAUUGGGUUUUUUUUUGUGCUUAUUUUAUCCUAGUUGUUAAUAAGAAAUUAGUGCAGUUUAUAAUGUGAUAUAGUCUACUAUUUUAAUAUUUUUAAAGUCUUUAAAAGUAUACCCCAGAAGCUGGGAUACGCGAUAAAGCAUUUAGUUGUGCAUGUGUAUAUGUAUAUAUGACAAAUAAAGGCAAUUUUUUUAGG
Molecule: messenger RNA, 1194 nt
Organism: Trichomycterus rosablanca
Lineage: Eukaryota; Metazoa; Chordata; Actinopteri; Siluriformes; Trichomycteridae
Gene: mzt2b
Product: mitotic spindle organizing protein 2B
Exons: 5
Coding region: 269-865 (198 amino acids)
Cellular component (GO): spindle; centrosome
Source: RefSeq, a predicted model, not a curated record